CCGGUUUUCGGACCUCUACGAGUGGCUGCCCCACAAAAUGCCUGCUUCUCUGCGGACUCCUACUGUUCUUCACAUGCUCUCUAAUACCAUCUCUUCAUGUCCACUUUCUCUUCCAUGUUGAAAAAAGUAAAUUGACAGACUGGACUCUGGAAAGAUCUUUGGACAUUUAAAUAUCUUCGACCGGCGCGAAAAGAGGCGGCCUGACCUUGGAAGUGGGACGGGGUCCUGCAGCGGCUCCUUCCGGCGGGUGACAUUCAGCCGGCGGUUCGGGGCGACGGACUCUCCAUCCCAGAACCAUGGCCCAAUUUGUCCGUAACCUUGUGGAGAAGACCCCGGCGCUGGUGAACGCUGCUGUGACUUACUCGAAGCCUCGGUUGGCCACAUUUUGGUACUACGCCAAGGUUGAGCUCGUUCCUCCCACCCCUGCUGAGAUCCCUAGAGCUAUUCAGAGCCUGAAAAAAAUAGUCAAUAGUGCUCAGACUGGUAGCUUCAAACAGCUCACAGUUAAGGAAGCUGUGCUGAAUGGUUUGGUGGCCACUGAGGUAUUGAUGUGGUUUUAUGUCGGAGAGAUUAUAGGGAAGCGUGGCAUCAUUGGCUAUGAUGUUUGAAGACCAAUCUUUAACAUCUGAUUAUAUUUGAUUUAUUAUUUGAGUGUUGUUGGACCAUGUGUGAUCAGACUGCUAUCUGAAUAAAAUAAGAUUUCUCAAAA
Molecule: messenger RNA, 709 nt
Organism: Pongo pygmaeus (Bornean orangutan)
Lineage: Eukaryota; Metazoa; Chordata; Mammalia; Primates; Hominidae
Gene: ATP5MG
Product: ATP synthase membrane subunit g
Exons: 3
Coding region: 297-608 (103 amino acids)
Biological process (GO): proton motive force-driven ATP synthesis
Molecular function (GO): proton transmembrane transporter activity
Source: RefSeq, a predicted model, not a curated record